This is a messenger RNA of Sclerotinia borealis F-4128, 1059 nucleotides long. NCBI's taxonomy places the organism in Eukaryota, Fungi, Ascomycota, Leotiomycetes, Helotiales, Sclerotiniaceae. The record is from the annotation of a GenBank genome assembly.
AUGUCGGCCCCCAAAGAAUUCAAGAUGGAGUACACAAGACUCGGUAACUCGGGAUUGAAGAUAUCCAAAGUUAUCUUUGGUGCAAUGUCUUUUGGAUCAUCCGAAUGGCAAGACUGGGUACUUGACGAGGAUGAAGCUCUUCCGCUAUUGAAACACGCAUACGAUCUCGGAUUGAAUACAUGGGACACUGCAGAUACGUACUCCAGUGGUAGAUCCGAAGAAAUCAUCGGGAAGGCCUUGAAGCAAUACUCAAUUCCACGCAACAAGGUUGUUAUUCUUAGCAAAUGCUAUUUUGGUGUUGCUGAAGAUGGAACACAACCCUUGAUCUCGGCGCUUUCUAAAAAUGAUGGGGAGAUGGUCAACCGGGUAGGAUUGAGCAGAAAACACAUUCUUGAUGCUGUGGACAAGAGCGUUGCUCGAUUAGGAACCUAUAUCGAUGUCCUGCAGAUUCACCGACUCGAUCGCGAUACUCCAAGGGAGGAAAUUAUGAGAGCCUUGAAUGAUGUUGUGGAAAGUGGCAAAGUUCGGUAUAUUGGUGCAAGCAGUAUGGCGGCAUGGGAAUUUCAAACGCUUCAAAAUAUCGCAGAGAAGAAAGGAUGGCAUAAAUUUAUUUCCAUGCAGAAUUAUUACAACUUACUGUAUCGUGAAGAGGAGCGAGAGAUGAUUCCAUACUGUAGAGAUACUGGUGUCGGACUUAUCCCCUGGAGCCCAAUUGCCAGAGGAGCACUUGCUCGCCCUUUCAAUAACCGAGCUACAACUCGUGAAAAUAGUGACAUGAUGCUCAAGGCCUUGAUCCGUAGCAAAGAAACCGAUAUUGACAAAACUGUCAUUAAUCGCGUUGAAGAGAUUGCAAAGAAGAAGGGAGUAAGCAUGGCUACUGUGGCUAUUGCUUGGUGUCUCAACAAGGACAGUGUCAAUCCGAUUAUUGGCUUGAGUAGCAAGGAGAGGAUUGAACAAGCUGUAGAGGCUGUCCAAUUCGCCAGUUCUGGAAAGUUGACAGCAGAGGAUAUUGCAUAUCUUGAGGAAGGCUAUGCGCCCAAGGUUGUACAAGGUUAUUAA